CAACUUCUUCAUCUUGAAACACCCCAGCACCAACUCCACCGUGUCCACUUUCCUGCUGCUUUUUCUGUUGGCGUUUCUGCUGGCUGCUACCUUGCUCGAAGACAGCUCAACUCCAUGGGGCCAAUUAGUCACGACCGUUUAUCUGUACACAGGAGCGACGCUGCAGUGGCAGCCAUCCGAGGACAUUGCAGCGCAUUUUUGGCUAUAAUUACUAUCGUCGUCGCAACUAAUGAGUAUCACAUGACUGACCGAGCCAUGAUCGGCAUGUCCGGCCGCAUAACCAACCCCACCACGUGGAACAUCUUCCUCAUGCUGCAGCCGCUCACGAUAUCUCCAUGGUGUUUAAUUGUUCCAUCUACAGCAUAUGGACUGUUCUCUCCUCGUCUUCCAGCCCGUCGUCCCGCUUUUCGCGUCACGCAGCCGUUGUGGAAAGGGGGAUUGGCACGAAUAUGGCUAUGUCCUGCUCCACUGCAGCGGGUUCACACCUUGGCUGGGCUUGCAUCUUCGAGCCCAAUGAUCCUGAUCAUUGAAUUUGGUGGGGUUCGUCAGAAAACAAAUUUCUUCCAAGGUUGCGUGCCAGGUGUGCUUCGCACUCAACCCAAUGCCCACGCCGCCCGUAAGCAGCUUCUGGGUCGUUUCGACAAGCUCCCGCACAUUUGUAAUAGGCCACCGCAGAUCUCAAGAGCUCUCUUCAGCUAUCUUUGGGUUGGCAAGAGCAAGUGCUCCACAUCGGCCCGUUACCUGUUCCCUGUCACUCGAACUACAAAGAAGGGGUUUUCACAUCGCCACCAUGGUUGGGUAAGGAGCUUUGCAAGCUCAACACGCAGCCCAGCUAUCUCCAUAUUAUCGUAUACCCACUGUCGCGCCGCUGUCGCGGUUCUCCACCGAGUCAUGGGUUCUCUUUGUACUUUGCUGCUUCCCUCCCGUGCAUAUGGGGAGUACUCUCUCUUCGAGGCUUCUUUCUUCUCCCCUUGGUCCUAUCCCAUUCUGACGUGGCCAUCUCGAUUGAUCGACACGAUCAAUUUAUCGCUCCCCGCAAACCCCGUCUGUCUCUCUUUCGACGCUUCAAGACGACAAACGAGUUCUGGAGAAAACCGAGCUGAUCCAACUCAACAUAUCAACUCCACUUGCCCGUCUCUCAUUUACAUAUCAAGCGGUGGACUGGAAUAGCCAGCUUACGCCGGUCUACCACGCUGGGAUAUUACCAACAAUAGGACCCUCGCUACUACACUGGGAUAUCGGACGCUCUCAUACUAUUACACGCUUGAUGCGCUGUUCACCUUGCUGAUUCGCUUGGUAAAGGGAAGAGGGAAGCACCUAAAAAAAAGGCCGAUAAGCAAGUUUGACCAAUAACAAAGUUUAUGGAAGCCACGAUACUAUGCUGAACUUC
Messenger RNA from Pseudomassariella vexata, 1390 nucleotides. RefSeq lists its product as uncharacterized. Bases 115 to 1170 code for a protein of 351 amino acids. Lineage: Eukaryota; Fungi; Ascomycota; Sordariomycetes; Amphisphaeriales; Pseudomassariaceae. The record is from RefSeq and is a predicted model, not a curated record. The transcript has a single exon.